UCCCUGUCUCCUUUCCCUUUCUUGUCCCAGCACCAGUCCCUCCUUCAGGUAUCGCUCGGGGCUUUCCCGGAAAGCAGUGGCGGAGCCGAAGAAUAAAAGCAUGUGAGUCACUGGAGCGGCGUGGCAGUGAUUCCUUGCCGCCGCUGCAUCCCGAGCUGCGUUCCCGAUGAGCCGCCGCGUCCUCUCCGUUCUCGCCCUGACUGCAGGGGUGUCCGUGGCAGCGGCUUCGGCAGGCUUCCAGCUCCUCUGCCAAGGAGAUGAGCACCCCGGGGAGAAAAAGACCAGCAAGAAAAAGGAAAAGGCAACCAUGAGCUGCCUAGGGGAAAGCAGAAGGCAUAUCAAGCCAUGCAACCUGACUGGCUGGUGGGAGAACGAUCUGGGCUCCAAGAUGCAAGUGUUCAAGGUUGGCAAGGACGGAACCUUCUCUGGCGAGUACCAUACCGCUGUGUCAAGCACCAAGAAACCCAUCCAGCUGUCCCCGCUGACUGGCUCCCAGCACCUGGAUGAGGAUGGACAGUGCACCUUUGGCUUCACUGUCAACUGGAAGAAGUUCUCAGACUCCACAGCCGUCUUCGUGGGCCAGUGCUUCAAUGGGGAUGAUGGGAAGGAGGUCCUGCACACCUCCUGGCUGCUGCGGGAGAAAGUCGACUCGGAGUCAGAUAACUGGAAAGCCACCAGGUGAACCAAGGACCGGCCACAACACUUUCACUCGAAUGGACUGAAAGAGGGGAAGAAGCAUCUUAUCCUGGACACACUCAGGAGACAGGAGUCCCCUCAGCACAAUCAGCGUGUACCAGCCUGCUCUGAUGUUUCCAGCUCUGGAGGAAGAUGUCUCAAAAAAACCCAAAUAAAAUUAAAGAUGUGCAAACACAA
Messenger RNA from Taeniopygia guttata (zebra finch), 873 nucleotides. RefSeq names its product avidin. Gene Ontology annotation, molecular function: biotin binding. Lineage: Eukaryota; Metazoa; Chordata; Aves; Passeriformes; Estrildidae. The record is from RefSeq and is a predicted model, not a curated record.